GUCGCGGACUGAAGAUAAAACGUUAGCAGGCAGUGAAAUAACGCUAACGCUUAAAAUAAAAUAAAAUCUAUUCAAAACACAAGCUACAUUUUCUAAAAACAGGACUGUGUUCUGUGGUUGGUUUCUUAGACGGGGGGAAUUUGUUGCUUGAACCUUCGCAGAUUUUUGCUUGACUGGACUAUCCUUGUGGAAGAUGAGUGGCGACUCAAAUGCCAACAAAGAGUUUUUGGAACAGCUGCGGAUGCAGGAACUCUACGGCCAGAGAAAUGAGGAUGGCUCUGACCCCUACAGCUACACCGACCCAGAGGACGGGACUGUUUACGACUGGGACCAUGAAAAGAAGGCUUGGUUCCCUAAAAUAACAGAGGACUUCAUCGCAGCCUACCAGGCCAACUAUGGCUUCACUCAGGAGGGAAAGCCUGAUGCAGACAGUGCUGCAGUGAGCAGCACUGACCCAGCACCCCCUGCACCAGAAAGCAAGGCUUCAAAAAAGGAGAAACCAGGGGAUGCCACCCAGAAGACAAACCCAGACCAGCAUGAAAGCCAAGCUAAAGAACCCAAGCAGAAGGGGGAGAAGAGGAAAGCAGAGCCAGGAUGGUUUGAUAUUGAUGACAACAAAAACACAAACGUCUAUGUAUCAGGUCUGCCCCCUGAUAUCAGCACUGAAGAGUUUGUUGAACUGAUGUCCAAAUGUGGCAUUGUUAUGCGGGACCCCAUCACUGAGGAGUACAAGGUCAAACUCUACAAGGACAAAGAAGGAAAUCUGAAGGGAGAUGGCCUCUGCUGCUAUCUCAAGAGGGAGUCGGUGGGAUUGGCUAUGCGCCUGAUUGACGAGUCAGAGGUCAGAGGUUACAAACUCCAUGUGGAAGUCGCACGGUUUGAGCUUAAGGGCCAGUAUGACGCCACUAGGAAGAAGAAGAAGAGCAAAGAUUAUAAGAAGAGGCUGCAGCAGCAACAGAGACAGUUGGACUGGAGGCCAGAGAAGCAAGGAGACACGAGGAAGAGGCAUGAAAAAGUUGUCAUCAUCAGGAACAUGUUCCAUCCCAGUGACUUUGAGGAAGACCCACUGGUGUUGAAUGAGUAUCGUGAAGAUCUGCGGACCGAGUGUGAGAAGUUCGGAGAGGUCAAGAAGGUCAUCCUCUUUGAUAGACACCCAGACGGCGUGGCAUCAGUCGCAUUCAAGGAGCCUGAGCAAGCCGAUGCAUGCAUUCAGUCAUUCAAUGGUCGCUGGUUUGGAGGAAGGCAGCUGUCCGCUCUGCUCUGGGAUGGAACAACAGACUAUCAGGUGGAAGAGACGACACGAGAGCGAGAGGAACGACUAAAAGGUUGGUCUGCUUUCCUGGAGGAAGGCAAGGAGGGCCAGCCGAACGCCACCACCAAACCAGCAGAGAUAGGCACAUCCACAGAGCCUAAAGAGCCCUCCAAAACCACGGAGCCUGAGCAGCACCCAGAAACAGAACCGCAACCCUCACAGCAGCAGGAGCAGGACAUGGACUCUACAGACAGCAGCCUGGCAGGAAGUGAUGAGGAGGAUGCUUAGACACUUACAUGCACAUAUUUGGUCCUCAUGGCAGCCAAUUAGGACAAUCGUGCUUGAAGGUGGACUGCUGCAGAGCUCCGUGUUGAUCUGAGGAGGAGCAAUUUGGACAGUUUGAGGUGUUUUGUAAUGUAGAAAAAUAAAAUUAUGAUUUUUGUCUAGCCUAUUUUCAUCAUUUUGGUAUGGAUUGUAAUUAGAUCUGCGCUUGACAAGAUCCCUGUUUCUUAAAUACACAGCUUUCCUUUUAUUUCAGUGUCAGUUUGUUUACAGUAUUGUGCUGGUAACCCAAAAAUGUCAAUGAAUUACAAAAGAUAACUGAGACUGAAAGUCUGUUGGAUUUGAAUUGUAGAAAACUCAUUACAUUUAAUUUAAAUUCCAGUAAUGUGCUCUGAUUUUUUUCUUUACUUCUUGGAGUUUAAAAAAAAAACAAUUCAAACACAAACAGCAGCUAAAAGUAUAUUGUUUAUUUCAUAUCUCCCCAGCAGAUCCAGUGCCAUCAUGACUUACUAUGUUCCACAGUUCAGCAUGACAUGACAAUGCAUGCUGUCAAAGUAAUGCUGCUGUUGUGUAAGCUUAUUUCUCGGUUUGCAGUCAGGCUUUUGAGGGCUUUUUGAUUCUCCUUCUUAAGCUAAUGAAAACACGUCACAGGAUACUCCAGAAACAAAAGAUCUUCAAGAAAAUUCACAUAGAAAUUGAGAACUGUCAGGGAACAGAACUGCUCUGGUACAGCUUUGCCCAAACUACUAAACUAUGCUGAGGUAAAACAUACAAGUAAUGAAGGGGAUAUGGUGUUUACAGCCGUGAUGGCAGAGAUAACAAAACUGUUUGUGAAAUAUUCCCAUUUCUGUUUUAGUGUUCAUUAAAGCCGCCACAAUAACUCAAUCAACAGGAAAUCCGCAGCUAGUUUUAAUAAUCAAAUCAUCAAA
Molecule: messenger RNA, 2463 nt
Organism: Toxotes jaculatrix (banded archerfish)
Lineage: Eukaryota; Metazoa; Chordata; Actinopteri; Toxotidae
Gene: htatsf1
Product: HIV-1 Tat specific factor 1
Exons: 10
Coding region: 194-1540 (448 amino acids)
Biological process (GO): mRNA splicing, via spliceosome
Cellular component (GO): U2 snRNP; U2-type spliceosomal complex
Molecular function (GO): RNA binding
Source: RefSeq, a predicted model, not a curated record